AUGCUAUGCUGGGGAACUGCAAACCCAGAAGUGGCUGAACUGCAGAAAGCAGCAAACAGUGGGAACAGAAAUGAGUAUACUCUGACUAACACAGCAGAUUCAAGGUCUGAUAGUGGAAUCACUCGAAAGUUUGGGAACCUUUCAAAUACUUGGAAACCUGUCCAGCAGCAAAAACCCCCUGGUAACCGUAAUUCAUCUCAGCUCCUCAAAACAGAAACCAGCCAGACAAACACAGCUAAAGGACAGUGGCCAGUGAAACCUAACCCUGCAUCAAGAAGUCUGCAGGGUCAUAGUCCAGCAUACAAAUUUAACUAUAAUAUUCAGCAAAAUAAAAUGAAUGAAAACCAAAUUGAUUUUGUCCCAGAAGAAAAAAGUCAGGAAGUUCCAUCAUCUCAAAUAAAAAUUAGAGACAAAAGGAAUUCUUUGCGAAUCCUGUCUGCUGUCAUUGAAAGUCUGAGGCACUGGAGUCAAUAUUCUUACAAAACUGCACUGUUAUUUGAAGUCUUAGGCACACUGGAUUCUGCAGUCACACCUGGAGCUUAUGGGGCAAAGAACUUUCUUCUGAGAGAUGGAAAGGAGACCCUGCCUUGUGUGUUUUAUGAAAUUAAUCCAGCCAUGCAGAAAGCUUUUAUGGUAGGUGACAUAAUUGUUUUAUUUGUUUAUUAUGCUUUGAUGAAGGACCGUGAGCUUCCAAGACUAAUUAGAGGCCGAGUGCACAGGUGCAUGGGAAACUAUGAUGCAAAAAGGAACAUUUUCAAGUGCGUCUCUGUAAGACCAGCAACUGCUCCAGAACAGAACACUUUCCAAGACUUUGUGAAAAUUGCAGAUGCUGAGAUGACAGCAUAUGUCAAAACAAUGAAUGAAAUGUAGAAGUUGAAAUGGUUUCUGUAAUUUUCAUUGAUCAUUACUCAGAAAGGCUGGACAUGCUAAAACAUUUCCCAAAACUAACAGGGAGAAUCUGGUUAAAUAAUUGGAAAUAUCACUGUGCUGUGUUAACAAAUGUUAGUAACAAUGUUUUGUUUUCACUAUUACUUUCUUUAGCUUACCCAGUUAAAUAUGCAAUAGCAGGGUUUUGUUACAUAGUAGAUUAGACUUUACUGGAGAAAUUCUGAAUUAAAAUGCUAAAUUUUGCAGUAGGGCAACUGUCUUAGAAUUCAGAUUUCCAUUGCUUUUCAUUAUCUUCAAUUUUGAGAAAUUCCUUCAAUACCUGUUUCAAAACAUUGACUAUAUAAUUCUCUUGAGGAGUAUUUGGUCAUGGUUUAAUAGGUAACAAACAUCACAAAUUUCUCUGGGUAGAAAGUAAAAAGAUAGUCUUUAUUCCUCUUCAGUUCCAAAUAACAGGUGCCCUUUGCUUUGCUGGAUGACAAGAACAUGUGUAAAAGCUUUGCUAGAAAUGAACAUAAUAGGUACUACAUAAAGAUUUCACAGGAUGCAGCUGUAUCUACCAGGUGUUCCUUGGGUUCCCAUUUAUAUGCUAUCUGAUUCUUUUUCUUUUUUUAAAAUAAAUAAUCAGUAUGACACAUGUAUAAAAUAGCAACAGACCCUGAAGCUGUAGGAAGAUUCCUCAAGGACACAGAGGAAGUUGAAAAGAAAGAAUUAUUUGAAGGCAGAACCUCCUCGCCUUUGCCAUAUAAACACCUUUCAUGAGGGAUGGACCAUGUACAUGUUUAUGUGCCUUUUGCCUUCAGACAUUGACUUUCACAGGUUAUUCCUGCUGUUUCUAUUUCCUUUUCCCCUACUUCAAAAGCUUUGUAGCAGAUCUGUUGGGAGUUAUAAAACAAAAGACUUGUCAAGAAAAUAGCAAACAGGAUGGGGUUUUUUUAUUAUUUUAUUAUACAGUGUUGGCAAUUGGAAAUUUCACAUUUAAAAUAAUUGAAAUAUUGUAUCCAACAAGUCAAAUACAGAAAACAGUUAAUAUUCUAAAAAGGAGCCAGCUAGUCAACGCAGAAACACAUUAAUGGAAAAUACAGCUUUUAGUUACACUUAAAAAAUUAUAUAUUUAGAAUAAAACUUGAACCUGGUCCAGUAAGGUUUUUGACUUGCAACAGGAAAACGCUUUUACACAGUUUAACGCGCAGACAGUCUUUGUUUAAAAAAGUGAUCUGUCAGUGUCAGCACAUGUAUUGUCAGCAACAGCCCCCUAAUGUUCCAGUUGAGAUCUAAGGUAUGUGCUUUACUAACUGCUCUAAGAAUCACUUGCAUUAUCACCUCCACCUUCUGUGCUAAGCUGGUUCUGAGCACGGAUGUGCCAAGGAGAGCUUUGUCUAUCCAUUGUGGUGGUCACAUACACGUAUCUGAUUCCCUUUAUCUUUUAUAAAAUGUUAAAGUAAGUUGCACAUGGAAGCAUUAGCUUAACUCAUAAAAGGUGCAGAAUAUUACAGGAUGCAGAGGCUGAUGAUGUUCACAACAGAAGCUGAGGUUUAAGAAGUAAAGGAUUUGGUACAGCAGUGUUGUGAAUGGUAAGACUCUGCCAUAACAGUAUUUUAAAAUUACAGAGGAAGCUUCAACUCUGGGACCAGGCCUGUUAUCAACACCACCCCAGAGUUGUAGUCCCACUGAUUCCAGUUGAAUGAUUGAUGCUUCCAGUUCUGCACAUUGAAAGUUACAUUAAUAAGUAAUGGCAGGAAUAGGUCGUUUGUGUCUACUGGGUAUGUUAUGGCUGUUAAUAAAAAUCUAAAAUGAUUUUACUUUCAGUAAGUGUUUAGAUCUUUGCAAAAAAAAAAGUUCCUACUUUACACUAACAAAUCACUUUUUCUAGUGAAACAUUAAGUGAACAGUUGUAAACAUUACACAAAACAGAAAAAACCCUACACAAUACAGUUUAUACACACUACUCAACAUUUUUCAGUUGUUGGGUGGUUUGUUUUUUUUAACCAUAUUGAUCCUGUCUUGUAUAAUGGUUCUAGUGUAAAGGCACAGGUUGGUUAGGAAAGAAAAGCCUGCAUCUCUGUCUCUCUACUUCAUGGUGAUUAUUUCCUUUUUGCAUGUUGUUUGUUAUUCCUCACUUUUCUGACUCUUGUAUGAAAAUUAUCCACUUCAGCCAUUCAUUAAAAAAAGUGUAAGACAUUACUGAAAAGCACAUUACUGUACAGAAGUGACUGAAAUUUAUUCUUCUUACUUUAGGGCAUUCCUUCAACCUAUUUUGUUAAAUAUUUAGAAGAUUUAAUUUCCUAGUCCCUGUGAGCAGAAGUGCAUAGCAUGUGCUCUCUCUUUCUCGGUGCACUUCAUUCUACAUUGGAAUUUGUAUUUUCAAAGAUUAAUAAUGGAACUUGAUAAAUUUACGUGCAGAAUUUGCUCCUAGAGUGCCUGGAAAUGUAACAACAGGAAAAUUAUUUUGGAAAACAGCACAACUUUCACUGAAGUUUAGAAGGGUGAGGAAUGUAAACAAGACUGGAGAAGUCUUUGAUGUAUAUUAAGAUAACACAGUGAUUGUUCCAUCUGUUUGCAUUUUCUUGUACAUCCUCAACACGUCUCUGUCUGUCCCUUCACGUACACCUUCCGUUACAAACAAUAAAAAUUCAGGAAUCAGUUGGACUCAGCUAAGUGAAGAAUAAUAAAUUUGAUCACCUGGUUUGUGCCAAAACACAAAACUAAGAAGUACAUCUCUGAAUUAAAUAUAAUCUAUGUGAUUUUUCUUUUUUAAUAAAUAAUAGAAAAUAAAAGAUGA
This is a messenger RNA of Neopelma chrysocephalum (saffron-crested tyrant-manakin), 3667 nucleotides long. RefSeq names its product spermatogenesis associated 22 (gene SPATA22). The record is from RefSeq and is a predicted model, not a curated record. The transcript has 6 exons. NCBI's taxonomy places the organism in Eukaryota, Metazoa, Chordata, Aves, Passeriformes, Pipridae. Bases 1 to 870 code for a protein of 289 amino acids. Gene Ontology annotation, biological process: meiotic DNA repair synthesis; homologous chromosome pairing at meiosis; gamete generation.